Molecule: messenger RNA, 996 nt
Organism: Momordica charantia (bitter melon)
Lineage: Eukaryota; Viridiplantae; Streptophyta; Magnoliopsida; Cucurbitales; Cucurbitaceae
Source: RefSeq, a predicted model, not a curated record
AUGAAGCUCCCAAGUUGUUACAAGUUCAAUCCCAAAAAUCAAGAAAUCUUGGACUACUAUCUUUUUCACAAGAUUGUUGGAGAGUUCAAGACUCCGCUUCAGUUGCCCGUGAUCGAUCUUUAUAGUCAAGAACCUUCCGAGAUAUGGGAAAAUUUGGGAUGUACYGAUGGAGAAGACCUCUAUGUUUUCACUAAGYUGAAAAGGAAGCGUACUCGCGUGAUUAGAAAAGUCAGUGMCUCUAAUGCUGGCACUUGGAGUGCUGAAACAGCACCUACUAAAAUAUUUACUACCACCACUCCCGAGAUCCUACUGGGUACUAUGAAACGUUUUCAUUACGAAAACGGUCAAGAUUGUGGUCCAUUUUCAUGGAUCAUGUACGAGUAUUCUCUCGAUCCCUCCAUUYUACCGUCAACCACCACAAUUGAUAUAAAAGAUUCCUACGUACUCUGCAAGAUUAGAAAAAAGAUGAAAAAUGUUGAGGAUUCUCRAGAGGAAGUUCCCACGAAACGACAAAUUGUGUAUGAUGGUCCAGAUCCCAAACGCAGAAAAUUAGUACAAGUAAUGCACAAUGAAUUUCAAUUUUCGAAUGAUAAAGGACUUGGUGGUGUUGUGUGGCCAACAACACAAAUGGGAUCUUUUAUUCCAGACUUUGAAAACAUACAAUUUCCGAGAGAAGGUGAAUUGUACAAGAAUGUGGACAACCUUAAUACUUAUACAAAAAUACAAAUGAAGUCACGGGAUGAAGAUGAGUAUGAAGAGCUCAUUAGGAUACUUGAUGCAAGCAAUAACGUGGAACCUACCAAUAUUGAGAAAGAUAAUGAUUUUGAUAAAGAAUGCAUAAUAACGAGAUCACAUGAUCAAGAUGAGGAUGAARAUGCAGAAUUUGCUGAAGAGAUACGGAGAGAACUCGAUCAAUGCAAUGAUGUGGAACAUGCCAAUAUAGGAGAAGAUUAUAGUUUUCAAAAUGAAUGGUGGGGAAAAUCCGUUCAUAGAUGA